GUUUAAAACAACAGGUAUCAGUUUUCUUCUUUCUAAACGUUGUAAUCUGACAUUAAAAAUUCUCUUAGAAUACAUCGACGAAAAUGUUAGUCUUUGCGGGUGUUUUGGCUUUGUGCUUUGCCUCUGUACAUUCUGCAAGCAUUUGUGAUGGAUUAUUCGGGGUUCAAUGGAAAAUGGAUCCUGCAGACUGCUCCAAGUUUUACUGGUGUAUGAAUGGACGGGAAUAUGAAUUUAAAUGUCCAGAAAACUCUGUAGUAGACCGUGAAAGUCGAUCCUGUGUACCAAGAGGUUCCUCAUACGAUACAUGUACAACACAGACACCACAAAAGGUACCAUCAAUCUGUGAACUGCAAGCUGAAACCCGUAUAGCUCAUCCCGACAGCUGUGCUAAAUACUACGAUUGUACCAACAAAAAAGCCAGUGGUGCCGAACCAGAAGUCAAAGAGUGCAAGUAUCCAUUCCUGUUUGAUGAGGAGACGAAGAGAUGUGAACAUUUCAGCACCACAAAGUGUGGGAGACGGUUCGAACCCAAAAAUCAAUGUGGCUACGAAGCAAAUAAAUGUAGAUCUGCCCACUGCAUUCCAUGCCACAUUCGUUUUCCAAGCUGUGAAGGCUAUGAAGAUGGCAUGAACCCCUGGAAAGGUCGCGAGGGGUCCCCUCACUAUGUCGUCUGCGAGAGCGGACGUGUUGUGUACCAAGGAGAAUGUCCGCGAUACGCAGACACACAGCACGUAUUUCAUCCAGUUAAAAAACUUUGUGUAGACUUCAAAGAAAUGGACAUGUAAUAGCUCUCUAGAUAAUGAUUAUUACUGUACGUUGAAAAAAUUGAUAAUUCUGUUUUUUUCUUCAUCUCAUCGAUUCAGUUGAAACAUUAUUUCAUUAUCUUUUUUAAAAAGGUUGGGCGGGGGUUAUUCCUAGUGUAUGAAUAAUCUAUUUGAUGUUUUUGUUAGUUUUCGUUUCAUGGAAUGAUGUAAUAUUAAAUGCGAUUAAGAUAAAAAAUAUUGCUUGA
Saccostrea cuccullata (small rock oyster) is the source of this 1009-nucleotide messenger RNA. RefSeq lists its product as uncharacterized. The transcript has 3 exons. NCBI's taxonomy places the organism in Eukaryota, Metazoa, Mollusca, Bivalvia, Ostreida, Ostreidae. The record is from RefSeq and is a predicted model, not a curated record. The coding region runs from base 84 to 785 and encodes 233 amino acids. Gene Ontology annotation, cellular component: extracellular region. Gene Ontology annotation, molecular function: chitin binding.